Molecule: messenger RNA, 1569 nt
Organism: Neurospora tetrasperma FGSC 2508
Lineage: Eukaryota; Fungi; Ascomycota; Sordariomycetes; Sordariales; Sordariaceae
Exons: 2
Coding region: 1-1569 (522 amino acids)
Biological process (GO): regulation of transcription by RNA polymerase II; chromatin remodeling
Cellular component (GO): nucleus; SAGA-type complex
Molecular function (GO): transcription coactivator activity; chromatin binding; zinc ion binding
Source: RefSeq, a predicted model, not a curated record
AUGGGCGUCAUCCGUAAGAAGAUCGCUGCACGAGGUGGCGAGGGCGGUGUCAAGUAUGUAUGCGACGUCUGCUCAGCAGACAUAACGUCUACGGUCCGAAUUAGGUGUGCACACAGCGCUUGCAAUGAAUAUGAUCUCUGUGUCCAAUGCUUUGCGCAAGGAGCGUCCAGCAAUGCGCAUCAGCCGCAAACCCAUCCCUAUCGAGUAAUCGAACAGAACUCGUUUCCGAUCUUCGACCGAGAAUGGGGCGCGGACGAGGAGCUCCUUCUUCUGGAGGGCGCGCAGAUCUACGGUUUGGGUUCGUGGGCCGACAUUGCGGACCACAUCGGCGGCUACCGAAGUAAGGAUGAGGUACGCGACCACUAUCUCCAGGUCUACGUCGACUCGCCCAACUUUCCCCUCCCGAAACGAUGCAGUCCCCAUGACAUGGAACUGGCAAACGAGAUCUCUAGAGAAGAAUUUCAGGCGCGCAAGAAGCGACGCAUCGAGGAAAGGAGGGAAGCCGCUAAGAACGCCCCAACCCUCCAAGCGAAGACGAAGCCGACAGCCAGUGUUCCAUCGUGCCACGAGAUUCAAGGAUAUAUGCCAGGACGCUUGGAGUUUGAGACCGAGUUCUGCAACGAAGCGGAAGAGGCUGUCCAGCUCAUGCAGUUCGACCCAGGAGAUGGAAUUAACCCACGCACAGGCGAGCUGGAACCGGAGAUGGAGCUCAAACUCACCGUCAUGGAGAUCUACAACUGCCGGCUGACGCAACGAGUCGAGAGGAAGAAGGUUAUUUUCGAGCACAACCUGCUCGAUUACAGGGAAAACACAAAGUCAGAAAAGAAGAGGUCGAAGGAGGAACGCGAUCUUCUGAACAAGGCGAAACCCUUUGCGCGGAUGAUGAAUCGCGUCGACUUUGAACAAUUCUGUCAAGGGUUGAUUGACGAGCUCAACCUGCGGCAGGCAAUUGCACAACUACAGGAAUGGCGUAGUCUCCGGAUUGGUGAUCUACGAAGCGGCGAGAAGUAUGAGCAGGAGAAGCAGGCACGAAUUCAGAAAUCAAUACCGCUGGGUUCCAUGGACCGCGAACGACUGGCGAGUGCUCAGCGCAGCAAACAACCGCCACCACCAGAUCCGCCAAGUGGCGCGGCUCUGCUGGUUCAACCUGAGCUGCCGGCGCGUAUGCAGUCACCUCAUGUCAUCGCCGAGGCCGAGAAACUCUGCAGCAUGAAAGUGGAACCCGGGCAAGUCAACAGUGAAAGUGUAAUCGUUGCCAAUGGCGACACUACGCCGUCAAAACACAAGUCCUUACCACAACCUGUUCCCGGGAUACAACCUCUUUUACUCUCUCAGGACAAUGCUCCCGACCUUCACCUCCUUACGCCGGAAGAGGUCAAGCUGUGCGAGGUGCUCAGGAUUCAGCCUAAGCCUUACCUGAUGAUCAAAGAGCAGAUCCUCAAGGAAGCCGUCAAGGGCAACGGGAGUUUGAAAAGGAAACAGGCUAAGGACAUUUGCAGAGUCGAUCAGCAGAAGGGAGGGAGGAUUUUUGAUUUUAUGGUGAAUGCGGGUUGGGUGGUCAAGGCUUAG